Messenger RNA from Penaeus vannamei (Pacific white shrimp), 1520 nucleotides. The record is from RefSeq and is a predicted model, not a curated record. NCBI's taxonomy places the organism in Eukaryota, Metazoa, Arthropoda, Malacostraca, Decapoda, Penaeidae.
AAAGCUCACCACAGCAAGACUCAUCAGCAAGUAAGCAAUUUGCUUCAGUGCAGUCAACAACACUAUGAGGCUCAUCGUUGUGGCGGCGUUUGUGGCGGUCGUGGCGGCCUCCGGCUGGGCGAUGCCUGGCUCCUUCGGCGGCAACGGAGGCGGAGGCUACGGCUCCUCCGGCCGUGGGGCCAGCGGGCAGGGAGGCGGCACGGGAGGCAACGGAGGAUAUGGCUCUUCAGGAGGAAGCGGAGGCCAAGGGUCCAGCGGAGGGGGGAAUGGAGGUAACGGGGGAGGCUAUGGAUCUAAUGGAGGAGGCUUCGGUUCCAACGGAGGGGGAAGUGGAGGCAGCGGAGGAGGAUAUGGGUCCAACAGAGGAGGCUUCGGUUCCAACGGAGGGGGAAGUGGAGGCAGCGGAGGAGGCUAUGGGUCCAACGGAGGAGGCUUCGGUUCCAACGGAGGGGAAGUGGAGGCAACGGAGGAGGCUAUGGGUCCAACGGAGGAGGCUUCGGUUCCAACGGAGGGGAAGUGGAGGCAACGGAGGGCUAUGGGUCCAACGGAGGAGGUUCGGUUCCAACGGAGGGGGAAGUGGAGGCAACGGAGGAGGCUAUGGGUCCAACGGAGGAGGCUUCGGUUCCAACGGAGGGGGAAGUGGAGGCAACGGAGGAGGCUAUGGGUCCAAUGGAGGGGGAAAUGGAGGCAACGGAGGGGGAAAUGGUAAUAACGGAGGAGGCUAUGGGUCCAAUGGUGGGGGAGGUGGAGGUUCUGGCAACGGCAACCAGAACGGAGUUGCCAAAGCAACAGUUAGCUUCCACCUUGGCGCUCCACAAGGCAGUGGCAACGGAGGUGGAGGCUAUGGUGGUUCCAACAGUGGAAAUGGUGGAGGUAAUGGUGGAAACAAUGGUGGCAACGGCGGAGGUUAUGGCGGUUCUAACGGAGGAAAUAACGGAGGCAACGGUGGAGGUUAUGGCGGUUCCAGCGGAGGAAAUAAUGGAGGCAACGGCGGAGGUUAUGGUGGUUCCAGCGGAGGCUUCAACGGCGGUUCCAGCGGAGGCAACAGUGGAGGUUAUGGCGGUUCCAACGGAGGCUUCAACGGCGGUUCCAAUGGAGGAAAUAACGGAGGCAACGGUGGAGGUUAUGGCGGUUCCAACGGAGGCUUCAACGGCGGUUCCAGCGGAGGGAAUAACGGAGGCAACGGCGGAGGUUAUGGUGGUUCCAGCGGAGGCUUUAACGGCGGUUCCAACGGAGGCAACGGUGGAGGUUAUGGCGGUUCCAGCGGAAGCAACGGUGGAGGACAUGGCGGUUCCAGCGGAGGCUUCAACGGCGGUUCCAACGGAGGCAACGGUGGAGGUUAUGGCGGUUCCAACGGCGGUUCCAGCGGAAGCAACGGUGGAGGACAUGGCGGUUCCAGCGGAGGCGGUUACGGCAAAUGAAUCUGUUGAUGUAAUGCUUUUCCAGUUUGUCAAAUAAGAUUUUUUUUUCUCUGAAUCGAUGCCAUACACAACACGUUAGCAAUAAAUUAUUCAAUGUGC